AACAUUAGAAAGAAUUCAUAAAUUUCAUUUAAAUUUUAGUGCAAUAAUAGUGGCUUUAGAAUGAAUAUAGUAGACGUUUUCAUUACCAAUUACACAAUAAUCGAUCCAGAAAUCUAUCAACUUUUCAUCGAAGGAUAUUCAUCUUCCGAAGCCGUAAAUUUGUUGAAACAAAAGGGCGACAGCAUUUUCAAUGCACCAUUGGAACUCAUCACGUCAGAUGUCCUCGAUCAUUACCGCACAUAUUCACUGCUGGAAAAAGUCCUGCACACCCCUACAAAGCUAUCGGAAAACAGCAAUUUCCAACUGGAACCACAUUCUAGAUCGCUCCUCAUUGAAAAGUAUUACUCGCUAGAUGACUCGGUAUCACGCGAGCUUCUCGGCAAAAAACUCUCCUCGAAGCAUCGCAAGGAUCUCGACGAAGUGUCUGAACGGACGGGCGUUCGUCUGAAAUCGUGUCGCCGCCAAUUCGAUAAUUUCAAGCGCAUUUACAAGGCAGUCGAGGAGCAGCCGGGGAACAUUGUCUUUAACAUUCGCCAUCAAUUUUUGCUGCCCGAAGAAGUUGCAAGGAAAUAUGCGGCCGUUGUUUUUAUCGCCUGCCUGCGUUUCGAGACUGCCAAACGAAAGCUACAGUAUUUGAGUUUCAUGGAUUUCUUUGAGUGCGCCCAAGCAUUGAUGACCUUUUGGACCUACUCGUAUUCGCAUACGGCGAAUCACGAGUACUACGAUACGGAAAUGGACAAAGAUUUUUUGCUGGAUUUGCGCGAAAUGAAGUGUUUGUUGGACAAAGAAAAGGAAAUUAAGCAUCUCGUGUUGAUUCGUGUCAAGCCGACAGUUUUGGAACGGGCUUAUCAGGAAAUUGACACGAAUUUUAGACAUUACUUCCGAGCAAUUAUCGCCAUUGCUACGAUGGUACAUCGUCCGAGAGAACUUCGAAACUUGUUUGUUGAAUUCACCGAACGACUUAUUGAGCCGUGGAAACAAAAUAAUUGGACCAUUGAACAAGUUAAAGCAUUUUUAUCAGCAUUGACGAAAAGCGUUCUAGAUUUGGAUGUGCCACGAGACCAUCAGGAUUUACGUUUCCUCUGGGAACGUUUUAUGCAAGUGACGACCGUGUGCUUAAUUCAAAUGUAUCACUGAUACAGGGAGCCAAAACCCCGAGCACGUUCCCUCAAGUAGCAAGUAGUAGUCAAAAAGUUCAAUAAAAUAAUGUUUAAAAUUGUGAUUUGCGAAAUAAUCGGUUUUCAUUCAGCUUUUGAAAGCGACGAUGGAGGUAAAAGUGUAACGAUGAGAUGUAAAAUUUAAGAUAAUCGACAAUAAUGCGGUGACAUGACAUGACACAAUCAAGCAGUCAUGCCUUAAUACUUUAUUUCCUACUCGAGACAUCAUCUUCUCACGAUUUACGUAAUUUGUUAACUACUGAAACAAUUAUGGACCACAAUUGACAGACAAAUCGUGAAACAUUGUUGUGACCAAUUUUUGACAAUCCAAUAAUUAAGUAACAAAAAAAAAUAAAAGAUUUUGGAUGAAUAGUCGUUUAAAAGUUAAAAAUGUGAUUGUAAAGUCGCUGCAAAUGAAACUCAAUAGUUUUUUGUUCAAAAUGUUUUCUAGUAAAAAAAUAAGGGAAAAAGUUUUAAAACGAA
Molecule: messenger RNA, 1640 nt
Organism: Culicoides brevitarsis
Lineage: Eukaryota; Metazoa; Arthropoda; Insecta; Diptera; Ceratopogonidae
Gene: Fibp
Product: acidic fibroblast growth factor intracellular-binding protein
Exons: 2
Coding region: 61-1137 (358 amino acids)
Cellular component (GO): nucleus
Source: RefSeq, a predicted model, not a curated record